AUGGCAAGUGUCGACAGUCGCCCUCUUGGGCAACAGACUCUUCGUGGCUUUGGCAUCUUCCAAGCCAUCGUCUCAAUACCAACAAUGGUCAUCUUGGGUUUCUUUGCAUGGGAACAGAUGAUAUUCCCUUACCAAGAGGAUUUUUAUUACUUCUUCGCACCCUCCAUGACCGCACUCAUGUCUGCCGGCAUCGUGUUCAUUGUAUACGUUCAGCGCAAGGCAGUCGCGACGCCGUACCAGGCGCUUAUAUUUGAGGUUGCGAAAUCAGUCCUCGCAACGGGACUGUGGCUUUGGCUUAUAUUAGAUUCUGCUUUCGGCCCAUGGCGUGUCCAACACCAUGAUCAUGCCCCUGACACCUACGCGGAUCCGGACUAUGUCAGGAGGCGAGUCCAGCGCGAUGCGCUCGCAAGUCUGUUGUUGAUUUUGUUCUUCUACCCACCGCUUGGGUACUCGUGCAUUGUUUGGAGGACCAAGAGCAGCCACGGAGACCUGGCUCAUGCGGGCGACGAUGAUGAAAACAGAGUCAAUCGAGCAGAAAGAGCACCGCUGCUAUCGCGGAGUAGUGGAAGGACCCUGGGUUAG
Molecule: messenger RNA, 582 nt
Organism: Alternaria atra
Lineage: Eukaryota; Fungi; Ascomycota; Dothideomycetes; Pleosporales; Pleosporaceae
Exons: 3
Coding region: 1-582 (193 amino acids)
Source: RefSeq, a predicted model, not a curated record